Messenger RNA from Hevea brasiliensis (rubber tree), 6060 nucleotides. RefSeq lists its product as uncharacterized. Bases 4071 to 5843 code for a protein of 590 amino acids. Gene Ontology annotation, molecular function: minor groove of adenine-thymine-rich DNA binding. Lineage: Eukaryota; Viridiplantae; Streptophyta; Magnoliopsida; Malpighiales; Euphorbiaceae. The transcript has 5 exons. The record is from RefSeq and is a predicted model, not a curated record.
CGUUUUAACUUGUUUAUCUAAUUUAAGUUUUGUUUUAUCUUCUAUUCACUUCAAGGAUUUUCUUUUCCUUGUGUUGGAUGACUUAGCAUUUGAUUCUGGAAUAUUAGGGAAAUAGUAGUGUGUUUUAGAGAAUGAGAGAGAUAUGUAAACUACAUGAAUAUGUGUAGGAAUUUUCAAGGAAAACCUGUGAAUGUUUUUCUCUAUUUCUAGGCUAUCCUUAUGCUUGUACUUGUAGGAGAAACCUUACUUAUUCGAACUUAAAAAAAUUGUAAGGUAAAUUUCACACAUGCAUAUGGGAGGUUAUUAAUGAUGGGAAAAUGCUAUUUGCACCAUCUGUUUUUACUUCCUCAAUCAUCUACAACCUCUGAUUUUUUUUUUUUCUGCAUCAACAACAUUUUGCCAUUUUAGCUGGGAUAAAGUGGUGGUGUAGAAAUGCCAGCAGAUGUUGCACUAGUUAGAGAAAUGUCACUGCCAAUACCAUUGGUUAUGAGUGCACUUUUACAUAGAGAUAGUACAUUUUACUACCUAUUCAUGGUGUUUAGGUUGGAACCACUGAAAUGAUUCCUAAGUUGAGAGUUCCCAUACAACUCAACUCAACUCAACUAAGCCUUUAUCCCAAAAAAUUGGGGUCGGCUAUAUGGAUUCGCUUUUUCCACUCUGAACGAUUUUGGGUUAAAUCCUCAGAAAUAUGUAAUGCUUCUAGGUCAUGUUGUACUACUCUCCUCCAAGUCAAUUUAAGUCUACCCCUUUUUUUCUUUCUAUCCUCUAACAUAAUGUGCUCUACUUGUCUAAUUGGAGCCUCCGUAUGUCUACGCUUCACAUGACCAAACCACCUCAAUUUCCCUUCUCUUAACUUAUCUUCAAUUGGCACUACUCCAACCUUUUCUCUAAUACUUUCAUUACGGACUUUAUCUAGUCUAGUAUGGCCACUCAUCCACCUUAACAUUCUCAUCUCUGCAACUCUUAUCUUAGAUGCAUACGACUCUUUCAGUGCCCAACACUCACUAUCAUAUAACAUAGCCGGUCGUAUGGCUGUACAAUAAAAUUUUCCUUUCAAUUUAUUGGGAAUCUUACGAUCACAUAAAACUCCAGUGGCACGUCUCCAUUUCAACCAUCCGGCUUUAAUCCUAUGACUAACAUCCUCCUCACAUCUCCAAUCUACUUGAAGGACCGAGCCCAGAUAUUUAAAGUGAUUACUUUGGGACAGUACCACUCCAUUCAAAUUAACUCAUUCCCUAUCACCAGUUUGGCCUUCACUGAACUUGCAAUGCAUGUAUUCUGUCUUUGUUCUACUUAACUUAAAACCCUUUGACUGUAGAGUACUUCUCCAAAGUUCUAGCUUUCUAUUGACUCCUUCUCGUGUCUCAUCUAUCAGAACAAUAUCAUCCGCAAAUAUCAUGCACCAAGGAAUACUAUCUUGUAUAUGUUUCGUCAGUUCAUCUAAAACUAAUGUAAAAAGGUAAGGGCUUAUGGCUGAUCCUUGGUGUAAUCGAAUUGAGAUCGGAAAAUCUCUUGUGUCCCCUCCCACUGUGCGCACAAUAGUAGUUGCUCCUUCAUACAUAUCUUUUAAUACUUGUAUGUACCUAAUAGAUACUCUCUUUUGUUUUAACACAUUCCAUAGGACCUCUCUUGGAACACUAUCAUAAGUCUUCUUCAAAUCAAUAAAAACCAUGUGUAGAUCUUUCUUGACAUCUCUAUAUUUCUCCUUCAAGCUUCUAAUGAGAAAGAUCGCUUCUAUAGUUGAACGACCGGGCAUGAAACCAAAUUGAUUGAGAGAGAUAGAAGUAUCAUGACGUAGUCGAUGCUCCACAACUCUUUCCCACAACUCUCUCCCAUGCUGAAAUAAAAUUCUGGACCUUAGUUUUUGUUCAUUUUCUUUAUGGUAUGAUGUCAUAAUUAAACCAUGACCUUGCUGUUUGCCAUGGUAACUGGUGAGGCAACUUAUUUAAUCUUUGUUUUGUCCGUACUAUGGUUCAUUUUUUGUCUCAAUUGUAUUGUUCUAUUAUACCUUUUCAUUUUAUGCUCCUUACUAUGACCUUAAUUUACUGUUUCAGAUCAUCUUCUUGUAUUAUUUUUGUUUUCCCUUUUAUUUUCUUUAUUAGGCUGAGAUAAUCAUAGUUAUUAAAAGCGCGUCUCAGGCUCAAGGCUCACCAGGCUCGAACUCUAGCGCCUUAUGUGUCUUGAUGUGCACCUUUGCUCCAGGCACAAUAUUCUAGAAAGCCAUUCCUUUUUAAUUUCUACCUUUAGGGAGCACUUUUACUGGCAAAAAGGACUACGACUUAAAUUUGAUAUUUGCCGAUCUAUAAGAAUCCUAUAUUAACGCAUUAGGAAGUUUUUGGAGUUAAUAUCGCUACUGAUAACUAAUCAUCAAAAUCUCAUCAAACCAGCACACCCAAGAUUGCCAACCUCCCAUAUUUCCAUUUACAAUACUACCACUCUAUUAUUAUCUUUUUUAAAAAAAAUGUUACAUCUACACCUAUUUCAAGAUAUGUGCCAAAGGAAAAAGGAAAAACAUCACAUUUAUUUGACUUUUAUGGAUUUUUAUUUAUUUAUUUUUUUUUUACUUUUUUGCCUCACCUCGCUCAGUGCCUUGCCCCUAAGCUUCAGGACCCUUUGGCGCCUUACUGCGUCUUGAGCCUUUAAUAACUAUGGAGAUGAUACGUGACAUUUGGAUGAAUUAAUGUUUAUACUGUGAUGCUUUACAUUAUUAUUUGAAGCAGGUUGUCUAAAGUCUUUAUGCCUAAAAUAAAUAGUUGAGUGGUUUCUCUAGUCAUUCCGAUGGAUGGGUGGAGUUUUUUUAUUUAAGGCUACAAAUGAGGAGCAUUGAUGAGAAUUAUAUGCAUAUAUAGCAGAUAGAAAAAAGAAAACUUUGUUGAGAACAUUAUAAAUAAAACUUCGUCGAGAACAUUAUAAUUGUACAAGGAGAGAGAAUCAAUGCAUAAGUUUUGUAUCUCCAAUCUAUUACUUUUGGGCUUUAAAUAUUUUUAAGAUUGCAUUUGGAUAAAUUCAGAAUUUUAAAUAAUCAUCUUUCUAUGGUCUAACGGACAGCCCAUUGUUUUUUUAAACUAGUUAUUGGUAGGGAUCUCAUGACGUAAUAACGCGUUUUUGUUUAAUGACAUGGAUUUCAAAAUCGCAAUGCAUGUUAGAGAUCCGUUUUUCUUCUUUUUUUUUCCCUCUUCAAGUAAGUACAUAGUUUGAUUAGGUUUCUCUUUGUGCUCUGCCGUUGAAAGCAUUUUCAUGGGUUAUCAAACGCAGGAAAUUUUAGACACUCGUAAGAGAGCCAAGCCCCACAUUUGGACUUUUCGUACACCAGAAGAAGCAUCAUAUCACUGGAAAGAGUUGUUCGGACAUUUGGAUGAAAUGGAAUGAGGACCCAAUAUUAAUUUUACAGCUCCUCUUUAGAGAUGUUGAUGACUUUGUUUUGUUUUUGCUUUACAAAAAUAAGAGAGUAUAGAAACAUUUAGUUGUUUUUUUUUUUAUUUUUUUUAAUUGUGUAUUCUUGUUUUCCAGUCAAUAGAAAUGAUUUGUUUUAUCAUUGUGAGUUGGCAUAGUUCUGAAAGAGCUUGAAAUCAAAAUAAGUGCAAUACAAUAGUGCUCAACCUGGUUGACUCUACAACCAUAAUGCAUCUUGCUUUAAAUUCAAAAUCAUUAAAAUAUAUAUAUAUUCAAUAUUUUUCAUAGGAUGCAUUGUUCAUAUUUGGAAAUUAAAUCCCUUAAAAUUAUUUAAAAAAUGUAAGAUUCAUUGUAACAACUAAUAAUUAUUUUAUUACUAAAUUACGCAAAAAUAUUUGAUAAUUUUUAUCAAUUAAGGCAGAUCCUCUCUCCUUUACAAUUAGUAAAAACAAGUAAAUAUUAUAACCGUAAAAUUAUUAAAUCACAUGCCAAACAAAAUCAUACAAUUUUGCCCAUUAUUCCUUAAAAGCCAGUGCACCUGGUCAAUUUUGAAAGAUUUCAGGCUAUUCAUCGGAUGAAGAAAAACCGGUCAAGUUUUCCUUUAUGGCACCUUUUCGAUACCCACCAGUAAGUUCAAAACCCUUUCCUUCCUCUCUUCCUCACCUUUCUUAAUACAAAUGGAUUAUAGUGAGAGGUCAAGAUUUAUACUUUCUCUCUCUAUUUUUCACCAUAUAUACAUGUGCGUGUGUGUUUAUAUGCAUACAAGGCAAAGAGAAGCUGCUGUUGCAUGCAUGGAAGAUAAAAGCAUGAUAACCAAAGCCUCACAGCUGUCUCCGGUUACCACAAAGAAUGACUCUCUGGUGAGCCAGGUGGUGCACCAGGAAGCCAAAAAGCCAAAAGCUGGCGGUAGUGGUGGUGCAGUUGCAGGAGGUUCUGGAGGAGGCUCGGUGAGUGCUGAAAUAGCAAAAGAGCCAAAACCUGGUGGUAGUGGUUAUGGUGCAGUUGCAGGAGGUUCUGGAGGAGGCUUGGUGAGUGCUGAAAUAGCAAAAGAGCCAAAACCUGGUGGUAGUGGUGGUGCUGCAGUUGCAGGAGGUUCUGGAAGGGGCUGGGUGAGUGCUGAAAUAGCAAAAGAGCCAAAACCUGGUGGUAGUGGUGGUGCUGCAGUUGCAGGAGGUUCUGGAAGGGGCUGGGUGAGUGCUGAAAUAGCAAAAGAGCCAAAACCGGGUGGGAGUGGUGGUGCUGCAGUUGCAGGAGGUUCUGGAAGAGGCUCGGUGAGUGCUGAAAUAGCAAAAGAGCCAAAACCUGGUGGUAGUGGUGGUCGUGCAGUGGCAGGAGGUUCUGGAGGAGGCUCGGUGAGUGGUGAAAUAGCAAAAGAGUUAAAACCUGGUGGUAAUGGUGGUGCAGUUGCUGGAGGUUCUGGAAGAGGCUCGGUGAGUGCUGAAAUAGCAAAAGAGUCAAAACCUGGUGGUAGUUGUGGUGAUGCGGUUGCAGGAGGUUCUGGAGGAGGCUCGGUGAGCGCUGAAAUAGCAAGAGAGCCAAAACCUGGUGGUAGUGGUGGUGGUGGUGCAGUUGCAGGAGGUUCUGGAGGAGGCUCGGUGAGCACUGAAAUAGCAAAAAAGCCAAAACCUGGUGGUAGUGGUGGUGGUGGUGCAAUUGCAGGAGGUUCUGGAGGAGGCUCGGUGAGUGCUGAAAUAAUAGGGAAAAGAAAGAGAGGGAGACCGAAGAAGUUCGAUAUGGAUUCAGAAACAGUAUCGCUGCCUGUGUCUCCUCCACCUGACUUUACAUCUUCACUAUCAGGGACUUAUGAGAAGCGAGGCAGAAGGCGUCCCUAUGGUUCUGGUAGACUGCAACUCUUGGCUUCCCUUGGUGAUUAUGAAGCAGAAACAGCAGGAGGAAGCUUCACUCCUCAUGUAAUGCUUGUGGAUCCUGGAGAGGAUAUUUUAAGUAAGAUUUCAUCAUUUGCUGAAAGGGGUCCUCUAGCAGUUUGCAUUCUUUCUGCUACUGGUGCUGUCUCAAUUGCGACUAUAACUGAACCUUCUUAUGGUGGAAUUUGGCGAUAUAGGGGCCUCUUUGAAAUUCUCUCCUUAUCUGGGUCUUUCACACUUGAUGAAACAAGCGGUGCACAUCGCAAAACUGGCGUGUUAAGUGUUUCCCUGGCAAAACCUGAUGGCCGUGUUUUCGGUGGUACUGUUGUUGGGCCUUUAAUAGCAUAUAAUCCUAUUCAACUUAUUGUUGCCAGCUUUAAGCAGAAUAUCUUCAAGGAACUAAAACUGAGGCAACUAGCAGAAUCUGCAGCAGCUGCUGGCAGUGUGCUUGGCAAUGCAGGAACCGCAGAAGGUGAAGGCCAUGGAACAAGACCAACAUCCACAAAUGGUUCUGAAGCAGGUAACACAACCACAUUCGAUCCUCGGAACGUCAUCAAGUCAGAACCUGGAAAUGAAGAUCUCUAAAUGUUUGCCUAUGACUACAGUCUAGCUAAUAACUGAAAUCUUGGACUCUUUCUUGUUGUUUGUGUAGUGUCUCUCAUCACAUGAUCCCUUGGUUGGGUCUUAAAAGAUGAUUUCAGGGAUAUCAUUUUCUUGCAGAAACUGAAUAAAUGUUUCAUUUUCUAAGAUGCUAUGGCAUGAAUAUGUUGAACAGAAAAUGAAAUGUAAUCUUCUUCUCAAA